Messenger RNA from Trichomycterus rosablanca, 2212 nucleotides. RefSeq names its product prospero homeobox 2 (gene prox2). Gene Ontology annotation, cellular component: nucleus. Gene Ontology annotation, biological process: regulation of transcription by RNA polymerase II. Gene Ontology annotation, molecular function: RNA polymerase II cis-regulatory region sequence-specific DNA binding; DNA-binding transcription factor activity, RNA polymerase II-specific. Bases 39 to 1973 code for a protein of 644 amino acids. The transcript is spliced from 5 exons. NCBI's taxonomy places the organism in Eukaryota, Metazoa, Chordata, Actinopteri, Siluriformes, Trichomycteridae. The record is from RefSeq and is a predicted model, not a curated record.
AAAGUUGAGCUCACUGUGAAAUUGUUUUUUUAAUAAAAAUGAAUCUGAAACCACAGACCCAAAGUAUUUCUAAGCGUAAUGAGCUCUGUCCGGAGGACACUAAAGCAGACCUCAUGCUCCCAUGCUUUCGCAGAGGUCUGUAUGAAGAGCCGUUCUCCUCUUAUCAAAACGGACCCCUGAUCUCGCAUCUCCUGCGAAAAACAAUCCACAAUAAACAACCUGCUCAUGACAAUACUCACCUUUACUUAUCAGCGACCUCCGUUUCUGGAUCCAGCAUGGAGGACUGGAGUAACCUGUCUUCAAAAGACAAUGUUAGGGAAUUAGCGUCUCCUGCCCAUUCCAGCAGCGUCCUGAGUAAUGAACUAGACUGUCCGUUAAAUGAACAUGUCCAGGCCAAGCGAGCCAGAGUGGAGAACAUUAUACGAGGCAUGGCCGGCUCACCAAGUGAGAGGUCACAUGGUGAAGAAGAGAUUGUUGAGAGUGAAAGCAGCAGGCUUAACAGAGAAGUGUAUAAAGAGAGCAAACGCAAACAAAAGCUCCCUCAGCAUCAAGAACAUUUGAUCACUGUAGACACAAUCAGUGAUGCUAAUGAAAGCAGAGAUGAGGAGUGCCACAAGCUCAGAGAACAACUCCAGAGCAUGCAACGCCUUUUACACCAGCUUCAGGAGAAGUUCCUGCAGAUGUAUGACAACAAUAGCUCAGAAAAUAAUGGAAAUGAAGAUCAAAACAUCCAAGAGCCACAGCCUGACACAAGCAUAAAUUCUGACUUAAAGUCACUUGGCCACAAAGAUAAAAUAUACACGGAUGGUCAUUAUCUGAGUUUUACAAGAGAUCAAAAUCACCACCUACAAGAGAUGCUGAAGUUUGAGCUAUCCAGAGCUAUAAACCAAAGUGUUAAUACAGUUUUCAGGAAGCUCUCAAUGAUUCUUGAGAACCCAUCACCCCAACCAAGACUGUGUCAAAGUCAAGACUGCACUGAUAUUGAGAAACAGUUCUGUGGUUCAGAGCUAUCUGACUCUGAGGACACCACAAAACCAGAAGCUUUCGAAUGCUACGAAAGUACGCCAGCCCAUAGCCCGGAGCACCAGACCGAAGCAUUGUCUCUAGUAGUCCGGAAAUCCCCUUUACACCAGUUAAGUUCUGUAAGCCAUCCAGUUAAGAGACCAUAUCCAAUGCAUCAAUCUCCAUUUCAGUUUAGCCACAGUGCUCCACUGCAUGACAGUCAGAUCCUGCAGCAUCUCCUUAAGUAUGGACCUCAUGCUAACUUCCCUGGGAUCCCUUGCCUUCCACCAUCUAUAGACAGACCAUCUCCAGAUUCAGUGACUCAUCCAUGGGAAAGCAUUGCCUUGAGGUCAAAGGUGAACUCUGGGCACCUCAGGCAGCACCAUCGCCCUGGGAUGCUUGGGCAGGUCGCUGUGGAUGGACUGUGCCUCCCGCAUGUCAAGAUGGAGUGUGGUGAGCUGCAGAGCAUGGCUGAGAGAAACACCUUUAUGUCGCUCAAUAUUCAGGAGGGUUUAACCCCCAACCAUUUAAAGAAAGCCAAGCUGAUGUUUUUCUACACACGCUACCCAAGUUCAAACAUACUGAAGGUCUAUUUCCCAGACGUCAAGUUUAAUCGUUGCAUUACCUCCCAGCUAAUCAAGUGGUUCAGUAACUUCCGAGAGUUCUACUACAUUCAGAUGGAGAAGUUUGCCCGUCAGGCCAUCGUGGAUGGAGUAAGUGACGUGAAAGAGGUUUCUGUUACCAGAGACUCUGAAGUCUUCCGUGCUCUUAACAUGCACUACAACAAAGCCAAUGACUUCCAGGUUCCUGACAGGUUUCUCGAAGUGGGCAAAAUCACCCUUCUGGAAUUCUACAAUGCCAUCUCUAUAAGUAAAGAUUCAGACCCCUCCUGGAAGAAAGCCAUUUACAAAGUCAUCUGUAAACUGGACAGUGAAGUUCCAGAAGAAUUUAAAUCGCCAUCAUACUUCUAGGUGAAAAUCAUUCCCUAGAUAAACUAAGAACUGUGUAGUGAAUAGGAUUUAUAACAGAGCAGUCUCAUUCUAUUUAAUUUUAUUAUAUAUUGUACUUGUAUAGCGCUUUUAACUCUUGGUCUGUGUAUAAAUGAGAAGCAAAAAUGACAGUGGCAGACAAACUCUCUCUGAGAACACAUGGAAGAAAGCUUUUAUUGUGAUUCUUGUGAAGAUAAUAAAAUGUUUCAUUUUGAACUAUA